CAAACUUGAGCGGUAUCGAUAGUGACCGGUUGAACAAAAUGUCGAUUGUUUAUAGGUCAUUGAUAAAUAACGUUGGUAAAUUCGUUCCACGGAGAUUACAACCGUUUUGGGAACAUGAAGCAGGUCCAAAAACAAUUUUUUUUUGGGCACCAGCUUUCAAAUGGGGAUUAGUUAUAGCUGGUCUAGCUGACUAUGCACGACCGGCUGAAAAUUUGAGCCUCGCCCAAUCCGUUUCCCUGACUGCAACAGGAUGCAUCUGGGCAAGAUAUUCCUUAGUUAUAAUUCCCAAAAAUUGGAGUUUAUUUUGGGUCAACACUUUCCUGGCAAUAACAGGAUUCUCUCAAAUUGGCCGUAUAUGGAAUUAUGAACAAAAAAAGAAAAAGGAGCAAGAGUAA
Dimorphilus gyrociliatus is the source of this 395-nucleotide messenger RNA. The record is from the annotation of a GenBank genome assembly. NCBI's taxonomy places the organism in Eukaryota, Metazoa, Annelida, Polychaeta, Dinophilidae.